Messenger RNA from Scheffersomyces coipomensis, 1817 nucleotides. RefSeq lists its product as uncharacterized. The coding region runs from base 292 to 1794 and encodes 500 amino acids. Gene Ontology annotation, molecular function: L-amino acid transmembrane transporter activity. NCBI's taxonomy places the organism in Eukaryota, Fungi, Ascomycota, Pichiomycetes, Serinales, Debaryomycetaceae. Gene Ontology annotation, biological process: amino acid transmembrane transport. The transcript has a single exon. Gene Ontology annotation, cellular component: endoplasmic reticulum. The record is from RefSeq and is a predicted model, not a curated record.
AUUACGUCAUGUGGCUCUAAAGCUACUUUCCUAACAAUUCAACAUUUAUUAAUUGGAUUCCAGAAAUUCCAUUCAAAACAUUCAGAUGCAGAUCAUGUCUAAGAACUAAAUCUUCUUAAACUACAUAAAUACAACAUAUUCUAAGUACAUUUAGAGUUGAAAUUGUGGAUCAGAUAAAAUUGUGUGCAACGCACAAUUAUGUGUCAACAAAAACUUGAUAAAUACCAGAACAGAUCUUGGUUAGUUUCACCAAAACAGGGUCCUUUCCAUUUAUGACCACUAGCCAUUGAAAUGUCAGCAGAGCCGAAGACUACGAAGAAGGACUAUACGUCUAUACCGCAGACCAAUAUUCCCCAUCACAAUGGGGGUCUUGAUGGGGAUACAGUCAAUGAGGACGAUUUCGAUUUCGAUAUUGAUAAUGAAGAUGAUUUAGUGGAUCACACACUUGAAUCUAUGGACUAUCAAGUCGAAGUUCCUGGCGAAGAGCCGACUGAAACAGGAACAUCCAGUAUGCGAAUGGCAUUUUUAAACAUGGCAAACUCUAUCCUCGGAGCCGGUAUCAUAGGGCAACCAUUUGCAUUUAGAAAUAGUGGGUUAGUGGGAGGAAUUAUAGUCAUGGUACUAUUGACAAUAUUAAUCGAUUGGACAUUAAGACUUAUCGUCAUCAAUUCACAUCUAUCUCAAACAAAAUCAUAUCAAGAUACAGUUAAUCAUUGUUAUGGUAAGUAUGGAAAGAUUCUAUUGUUAUUUGCAAUCAGUUCUUUUGCCUAUGGUGGCUGUAUGGCUUUUUGUGUUAUCAUAGGUGAUACUAUACCUCAUGUCUUAAAAGCAUUCAUACCGACAUCAAUAACAGGUCCAGACUCAGCUAUAGGUUGGUUAUUCAAGAGAAAUGUCAUUAUUGUUUUAUUCACUACUUGUAUUUCAUAUCCAUUAUCGUUAAACAGAGAUAUCUCAAAAUUAGCAAAAGCAUCAGGUUUUGCAUUGGUAGGAAUGUUGAUCAUUGUAGUAUUGACAAUUGUUAGGGCUCCAUUCGUUGAUUCAAGUUUAAGAGCUCCAUUGACAAAAUUAGAGUGGACAGUUAAUUAUAAUAUAUUCCAGGGUAUUUCAGUCAUUUCAUUUGCUUUAGUUUGUCAUCAUAAUACGAUCCUUAUCUACCAAUCGAUGAAAAAUGCCUCUAUAAGCAAAUUUGCCAAGUUGACCCAUAUAUCAUGUAUUGUUUCCAUGAUCUGUUGUCUAACUAUGGGUAUCAAUGGGGUUGUUAACUUUGGUGAUGCCACUAAAGGUAACGUUUUGAAUAAUUUCAGAAGUGACGAUAAUUGGAUUAACGUUGCUAGAUUUUGUUUUGGAUUAAAUAUGUUAACCACAUUUCCAUUAGAAGUAUUUGUGGUUAGAGAUGUUCUCAAAGACGUUAUAUUAGGUAAUGCCGAAGGCAGUACAGCCGAUCUUGAAUUAAACAAGAUGCAACAUUUCACAAUAACUACCAUAUUGGUAUUUUCUUCGAUGUCAGUUUCAUUACUUACUUGUAAUUUGGGUAUAAUUCUAGAGUUAAUAGGAGCUACUUCUGCCUCAUUAAUGGCAUAUAUUAUACCUCCGCUUUGUUAUUUGAAGCUCUCUUGGGAUCAGAUAGAUUAUAAAUCUUCAAGUAAAGAAGAUAAAAGAGAAUUUAUAAUUUGGAAAGCAUUACCAAGUAUAGCUUGCGUGUUAUUCGGAUUUUCAGUUAUGUUCAUAAGUUCGUUCAUGAGUAUCACACAGGCUGUGCAAGGAGGAACUGCAGGACAUUGUGUAGACGAUUAGGCAAAAGACGUAUAUACAUGCAU